AUGCUUAGAUCGGUACGGAGUUUUUGCAUUUCAGCAAUCAAGUAUAAUGCAGCACCAAUAACUCGUCAAGAUGUGGUGAUCAUAGGAGGAGGUCCAGCAGGAUUGACAUUACUUGCAGCAUUGAAAGCUUCACCAAAAACCAAGCAUUUAAGUUGUACAUUAAUUGAAGCAACCAAUUUAGACAAAGUACGUGAAUUUCAACAACUGCCACCUCAUAAUUACACCAAUAGAGUCGUAUCUAUCACUCCCAAAUCAAUUGAGUUUAUGAAAUCAAAAAUCGGAAAUUGGGAUUAUAUCCAUGAAGAUAGAGUUAAAGAAUAUCAAGGGAUAACUGCAUAUGAUUCACAAGAUGCGACAUCAAAAGUUGAAUUUGAUGUUAGUAAUAUUGGACAAGAUACUUUAGCCGCAAUGUGUGAAGUUAUAAAUAUUCAAGGUUCUUUAUUAGCAAAAAUUGAAAGUUUAGAGAAUGAUGGGUCAAUUAAUAUCAAAGAUAACACCAAAGUAAUAGAAAUUGUAAACCCCAAUGAAGUUGAUAUAGAACAUCAACAUGACUUGAAUGAAGUAGACCAAAGUUCCGGGACCUCUGAGUUAGAUUGGCCAAUUGUGAAAUUAUCAAAUGGAGAAUCAAUUCAAACUAGACUUUUAGUGGGGUGUGAUGGUUACAAUUCCCCAGUUCGUAAAUAUGCAAAGAUUGAGUCAAGAGGAUGGCAAUAUAAUGCGUUUGGAGUGGUUGCGACUGUGAAAUUACAAUAUGAAGAUUUCAGAAAUGUAGCUUGGCAAAGAUUUUUAACUACUGGUCCACUUGCAAUUUUACCAUUGAAUGGAGAUAAUGCAACUAUUGUAUGGUCAAGUACUCCAGAAUUAUCAGAAAUUCUUCUUAAAGUUAACAAAGAUAUUUUCCCUAGACUUGUAAGUGCAGCAAUGAUAUUGGAUGAAGUAGACUUGAAAUAUAUUUAUAAAUUAUUAAAGAAAAAUCCUGAUGAUUUUUCCGUUUUAAAAGAAAUUGAAUGGAGAUUAUCUAAAUUUAAUGAAGAAGAGAUAGAAGAAAACUAUCCUGUACCAAUAGUUGAAGUUAUAGAUGGUUCUCGUGCUAGAUUUCCUUUGAAAAUGUCUCAUGCUGAUACAUAUGUCGCACCAAGAGUUGCAUUAGUGGGUGAUGCAGCACAUACGAUCCAUCCAUUAGCAGGACAAGGAUUGAAUAUGGGUCAAUCUGAUGCUGGAGCAUUAGUUGAAGCGUUAGAAAAGGGUAUAGAUAGAGGAAUGGAUAUUGGAUCUACUUUAGUAUUAGAAAGUUAUGUUUCUAAUGCAUGGCCUAGUAAUCAUGUUUUACUUGGAGUUUGUGAUAAAUUACAUAAAGUAUUUUCUACUGAUUUUUAUCCUUUAGUUGUUGCAAGAGGAAUUGGGAUGAAAUCAAUUAAUUUUGUUAGUGGAGUUAAAGAUUUAAUGAUGAAACAAAUUAGUGGUAACUAG
Molecule: messenger RNA, 1470 nt
Organism: Hemisphaericaspora subhashii
Lineage: Eukaryota; Fungi; Ascomycota; Pichiomycetes; Serinales; Debaryomycetaceae
Gene: COQ6
Product: putative N,N-dimethylaniline monooxygenase
Exons: 1
Coding region: 1-1470 (489 amino acids)
Biological process (GO): ubiquinone biosynthetic process
Cellular component (GO): mitochondrion
Molecular function (GO): oxidoreductase activity, acting on paired donors, with incorporation or reduction of molecular oxygen, NAD(P)H as one donor, and incorporation of one atom of oxygen; FAD binding; 2-octaprenyl-6-methoxyphenol hydroxylase activity
Source: RefSeq, a predicted model, not a curated record